CGCUCACAUUUUUAGAAGUGCGUAGGGCGCUACUGAAAUCCAGUCGUUCUGCAGCAGACCUUCACCGUGAUUUGAUAGUUGCUACAACCAUGACGUGUCCACGGUUUCUCGUCGCAGUCAUCGUCUUUUUGGUGACAGCAGUCGCUCAGGUUGGUGCUCAAGCAGACGCGACUUGCACCGGUAUUAGCAAAGAUGUAUCUUGUAAGAAGUGCAGAGACAAUACACACAAAUGCAUGCCGGGUGAGGUGCCUGUCGAUGAUUGGCUGAUAGCAACAGCGAAACAGCAACGAGAGUUACAGAUUGACGAACCUUGGAAUCGAUUGCAAAUGCUCGAUGCACACAAUGGGUACAACACCAGAGCAUGGGGAUAUGGAGUCAAUGACACAUGUCCAUGGUCGCCUCCAAAUCCUUACCCAAUGGACUGCAACAAUUACGCCAACCAGGAGUUCAGCUUCACGGACCUACUGAACAUGGGUGUCAGGGCAGUGGAGAUUGACAACUGGUUUUGCUUUAACGAGAUGCGCAUGGCACACUUGGGCAGUACGAUCGAUCUUGAGUGCAGUGUGUAUGAUAGGCUUUUCUCAGACGGAAUCAAGGAGAUCGCUGAUUGGAUAAAUCUCCCUGGUAACGGGGAGGAGAUGGUUAAGAUCUACAUGAACGAGAAGUUUGAUCAAGGUAAUGACGACUCGGUCAACAAUCCUCUGAGAGACUACAUGGGUGAACGCAUACUGACCCCGGCAGACCUGAAGAAUACGUACGGUGGACAGUGGCCCACGCCUAGGCAGUUGAGAAAGGCCGGAAAGAACGUAGUGAUUGCAACAGGCAGUACUGCAGGAAGCGGCGAAGUUUACCCACAUGGGGGCGUGUACAUCCACAAGAUAUACUGGGAGGACUUGCAGAUGAGAUAUUUUACAUCUUAUCCACAGUGCGGCACUAAGAAUCUUACCAACGCAUUGCGUUACUACAGUGACUCCACGCAUUACGGAAACAGCACACAUUUGAAACACGACGGACCAACCAACGGGGCGGGAGUCAUUUAUGACUUCACUGAGUUCGUCAAGUGUCGCGUGCAGUACCCAGCUACGGACAUGAUCACACCGGACCUGAUCAAGACUGCCCUGUUCACAUGGGCUGAAGGGCAACCCGACGCUAAGCUCACCAAGGAAUCAUGCGUUUGGAUCAGCAAAACAGACUGGCGUUGGUACCUUUCCAACGACUGCUCCACUAAGCUGAAGUACGCAUGUCAGAGCACGACCGACCCAGAUGAUUGGACAGUCAGUACAUCCGCUGUCUCCUACGACCCAAGUAGCGACGCCUGCCCAACUGGGUACAAGUUCAGCGUGCCUCAAGACGGAUUCAGGCAUCAGAAGUUGAAGGAUGCGUCGAAGGACAACUCCGUUUGGAUCAACACCACACCCUGGCUCCCAAAUGGUGCAGGAACGCCCUCUUGUGGCCAGCUGAUGUCCCUCGUGGCUUUGCUUGUGUGCCUCUUCAUUAGCAACAACUUCUACUAAACAAAUUAAAUUACAAACUUGAACAACAUAAAUAUAUUUGCAAAAACAAAACUAGAGAUCUAUGUCUGUUUGCAACAGAACAUGGGGCUUUUCCGUAUUAUGCUUUUUUUUUAUAACACGUCCCAGACUAUGCAUGUACUGUACAACGUCCCAAAGUAUACGGUACAAGAAUGUAACUAAUUUAUUAUUUAGCGUCUGUGAGAUACAUUAUCAACAAAAAGAAAUCAAUCCAUAUUAAAUCAGACGUAUCGGACUACCUUCAUACGCAACUUUGACCCAUUCGGACUGAUAGUUUUCUCCAUAUGAGACUUUAAAAAUGCACGUCAAUGAUGACGGCACAUGCCUUACGAUGAGGUCAUCUUGAUAACACUUUUCAGCAUUGUGGUCUUGGUUUGUACCAAGCUUGAAGUCAAUCCAAUGAAAGGAAGUGUUAAAUUCUGGAGCGGAAUGAAAUUGUAAAUAUAAAAAAAAUCAUAAAAAAUCAUGCGAUG
This is a messenger RNA of Patiria miniata (bat star), 2005 nucleotides long. RefSeq lists its product as uncharacterized. The transcript is spliced from 13 exons. Lineage: Eukaryota; Metazoa; Echinodermata; Asteroidea; Valvatida; Asterinidae. Bases 90 to 1514 code for a protein of 474 amino acids. Gene Ontology annotation, biological process: lipid metabolic process. Gene Ontology annotation, molecular function: phosphoric diester hydrolase activity. The record is from RefSeq and is a predicted model, not a curated record.